Molecule: messenger RNA, 3123 nt
Organism: Anolis carolinensis (green anole)
Lineage: Eukaryota; Metazoa; Chordata; Lepidosauria; Squamata; Anolidae
Gene: ak5
Product: adenylate kinase 5
Exons: 14
Coding region: 207-1937 (576 amino acids)
Biological process (GO): nucleobase-containing compound metabolic process
Cellular component (GO): cytoplasm
Molecular function (GO): ATP binding; nucleoside diphosphate kinase activity
Source: RefSeq, a predicted model, not a curated record
UGCCUUCAGGUUGACUGGGCGGCUCGAUGCGGCUCCGGCGGAGGGCGCACAGCUCUUCCUCCUCUCCUUGCCUCCCGGGAGGCGCCAGAGGCUAGAGCCAGAAGGAGAAGGCGAAGCAGCAGCAGCAGAGCGAGGAGCUGCUCCCAGCCCUUCCUCCUCCUCCUCCUCUUCCUCCUCCGCAGCCCCCUGUCCCCUUCUCCGGCGGGAUGAGCACCUGUGACGCCAAGGAGUACCUGGCCAAGAGGGAGAUCCCGCAGCUUUUCGAGAGUUUGCUGAAUGGAUUAAUGUGCUACAAACCUGAUGAUCCAGUGGAGUAUCUGGAAGGUUGUUUACAGAAAGUGAAGGAACUGGGAGGAGCAGAAAAGGUUAAAUGGGACACUUUUGUUAGCCCAGAGAAAAGAACACUACCUCCACUUAAUGGCAGCCAGUCAAGGAGAGCAUUUUUCAGAAAUGUGAUGCCGGACAAUCCCAAUUUUCCUUACCGGCGAUACGACCGACUUCCUCCAAUCCACCAGUUCUCCAUAGAAAGCGACACAGAUCUCUCAGAAACAGCUGAACUGAUUGAAGAAUACGAUGUGUUUGAUCCUGCAAGACCACGGCCCAAAAUCAUCCUUGUCAUAGGUGGUCCAGGGAGUGGAAAGGGAACUCAGAGUUUGAAAAUAGCUGAACGCUAUGGAUUUGAAUACAUCUCUGUUGGGGAAUUGCUAAGAAAAAAAAUCCAUAACACAAGUAGUAAUAGAAAAUGGAGCCUGAUUGCAAAGAUCAUUACCACUGGAGAAUUAGCCCCACAGGAAACAACUAUUACUGAAAUAAAGCAGAAAUUAAUGAAGAUUCCUGAUGAAGAGGGUAUUGUUAUUGACGGAUUUCCAAGAGAUGUUGCCCAAGCUAUUUCCUUCGAAGACCAGAUCUGUACACCCGAUUUGGUGGUGUUUCUGUCUUGCUCAAAUCAGCGGCUGAAAGAGCGGCUAAUGAAGCGUGCCGAGCAGCAGGGGAGGCCUGAUGAUAAUCUCAAAGCUACACAGAGACGCCUAACAAACUUCAAGCAAAAUACUGUUCCACUGGUCAAAUAUUUCCAGGAAAAAGGACUGAUCAUGACAUUUGAUGCAGAUAGAGAUGAGGAAGAAGUAUUUCAUGACAUAAGCAUGGCAGUUGACAACAAAUUGUUUCCUCUUCAAGAACCUGUAGCAGGGCCAUGUGAACUUGACCUUAAUCUCAUUGUGGACACUGGAAACCUUGCUGAUAAUGAUUUUGACUUUGAAGACCAGGGAUAUGACCCAUCAUGUCUUUGUAGACCUGAGAAUGUAGAAGAUUUUGUAGAGGAUCUGAAGAAAUCACACAUCAUUUUUGUAAUUGGUGGCCCAGGCUCUGGCAAAGGAACACAGUGUGAGAAAUUAGCACAGAAAUACGGAUUCACACAUCUGUCCACAGACGAGCUGAUCCAGCGUGAAAUGUCAUCGAUAGCAGAAAGGAGUAAGAUCCUCAAAGAUGCCAUGGAAACUGGCAAGCUGGUACCAGGGGAUAUUAUUCUGGAGCUCCUAAAGGAAGCUGUCCUUGCUAAUAUGGGAGACACAAUAGGAUUUCUGAUUGAUGGCUUUCCCCAGGAGAUGAAGCAAGCAGAAGAGUUUGAGAGCCAGGUUGGGGAACCAUCCCUAAUGUUGUGCAUGGACUGUUCAUCUAAAACUAUGAGCAGUCGCCUUCUGAAAAGAAGUCAAAGUAGCCAGUGCCUUGAUGAUAAUGCUGAAGCCAUUGUGAAGCUCAUUGAAACGUACUACCAGUCAGCUGAGCCACUGAUCAUGUAUUAUGAAAACAGAAUUCCACUGUUUAAGAUAAAUGCAGAAGGAACACCAGAAGAAGUUUUUCUUGAAGUAUGUACUUCAAUUGAUGCUUUUCUGAAAAAAGAAGGAUUGGCACCCCCCCUUUCAGUGGACACUGUGUAAUUGUAAUCCUCACCCCGAGAUGUGCACUCCCAGUGGUCCUGCUAUUUGAAGCAAUAGCUGCUGCCUUGAAAGAUCAGUGCAUGUUGUAAACAUUGCAAAAAUCUCCAUAACUUGUACGGUACAGUAAUGGCACACUUGUACUGUAGAUUGUCUAUCAUACCGUUUGCACUUCACGGGUUAAGAUGCAGCAUGAUAAACAGCAGCUCCGAUUUAUAUAAAUCAUGCCUUGCACUAAACUAUUACUUGAUAUAUUAUACUGUCAAGCAUUGAGAUCCUGGUCAAGAGAACUGACAUAACAAUGUAUUUACUUGUUUCGUAAAGAGUUCGGUUUUAAGGUUACUAAAGCUUGUUCUUUCUUUAGUGUUUUAAAAUUAUGGGUUUUUGCCAUCUUAUUGGUGUAACAUACCAGCACUGGAAUUGCAGCUGAUUAUAGUGGAAAUUUGAAAAUGCUCAGAAAAUGUAGUGUAAAUACUUUAUAAAAUAAAGUUAAAUGUGAACUAGUUAACUAAUGUGUUUAUGGGAUCAGUUUUUUGACAAGGUGUGUUCUAAUGGUUUCUGUACUAAUGCAAAGGAUGAUUUUUAAAACAUCUGCAAUUAAAAUAUAUUAAUACUGUCUGCUAAAAAUAUCCAGUGCCAAAUAUUGCUGGUAUACUUAAGAUGUAUAAACACUUAAGUUAAUUAUAACAGUAUUUAUUAUGAUAGUAAAAUUAUGUAUGGUGAGAAACUAAGAAAUGAGCACUCGGAAGGGCAGGAGGCGACCCUCCAUUUAUAUGGUUAUUAUAUAUCCAACAUAAACAGGGCAAUUGUAAAUUUCAAUUUUUAAUUCUAAAUUAACUUACAUUAUUUGAAUGUAAGUUAGGAUAAAGUUAUGCUAGGAUAAAGUGUAUGGAGCUAUCACUCACACAGCUUGUUACUUGUCAAUAUUCUCACUUUGUACAAAAUGACAGUACAGAUUUCACACAUCAAUUAAAAGACUUGGGAUUUUCUGUAUGAUGAUGAUUAGCAGGUUUAAAGAAUAUUGUAUCCAUAGGAAGGAGCUGCAUUUCUUCUGGAUCAUCCACUAUUUCUGCUUGCAUGAUUGAUCCUUCUGUCAGUUGCAUCAUUAAUGAGUACUUCAAGCAGAUUUGUAUUUUUCAAGUUAUUUUUCUUGUAAUGAAAAUGUAAUACAAAUAAAAUGUAUAACAGA